This is a messenger RNA of Adineta steineri, 1365 nucleotides long. Lineage: Eukaryota; Metazoa; Rotifera; Eurotatoria; Adinetida; Adinetidae. The record is from the annotation of a GenBank genome assembly.
AUGUUAGGUACAAGGACAAUGUUUUGUGUUCGACAAAUGACACCUACUUAUCGACAUCUUAUGCAGCAACCAACCACUGAUAUGUCUCUAAUUAAUGCAUAUGUUCGUCGAUGCCUUGCUCAAGUUGUUGUUGAAAAAAAGACAUUUAAACGAGAUAAACCACAUAUUAAUAUAGGUACAAUUGGUCAUGUUGAUCAUGGUAAAACAACUCUCACCGCUGCUAUUACUCGAAUUUUGAGUGAAAAAAAAUUAGCUAAAGUAAAAAAAUACGAAGAUAUUGAUAAUGCACCUGAAGAAAAAAAACGUGGUAUUACAAUCAAUGCUGCACAUAUUGAAUAUUCAACAGCAAAUCGACAUUAUGGUCAUGUUGAUUGUCCUGGUCACGCCGAUUAUAUCAAAAAUAUGAUUACAGGUUCAUCACAAAUGGAUGGUGCAAUACUUGUUGUUGCUGCAACUGAUGGUGUUAUGCCGCAAACACGUGAACAUUUACUUCUUGCCAAACAAAUUGGUAUUGAAAAAAUCGUCGUUUUUAUGAACAAAGCAGAUGCAGCUGAUAAAGAGAUGCUUGAAUUAGUUGAACUUGAAUUACGUGAAUUAUUAACUCAAAUUGGUUUUGAUGGUGAAAAUACUCCCAUUAUACCUGGUUCGGCAUUAUAUGCACUUGAAGAUCGAGAACCCAAAUUAGGUAAAGAAACAGUAUUAAAAUUACUCGAAGCUGUUGAUACAUAUAUUCCUGUACCACCACGAGCAGCUGAUCAACCAUUUUUAUUACCAGUUGAACAUGUUUAUACAAUCCCAAAUAAAGGUACAAUUGUAACUGGCCGUGUUGAACGUGGUUCAGCAAAGAAAGGUGAUCCAAUUGAAGUUGUUGGACAUAAUAAACUUGGCAAAGGAAUUAUUGGAGGUCUUGAAAUGUUUCAUCAAACAAUUGAUCAAGCUCAACCAGGUGAUCAAUUAGGUAUUUUAUUGAAAAAUGUACGAAAAGAAGAUAUACGCAGAGGUGUAUUUGUUGGUAAACCUGGUACAUUAAAAAUGCAUAAUAAAUUUGAUUGUCAAACUUAUUUCUUAUCGAAAGAAGAAGGUGGCCGAGAAGAACCAAUUCCAAAAGAAUUUGUCUUAACUAUGUAUUGUCGAACAUAUGAUAUUGGUGUUAAAGGUGUUGUACCUGAAGGUCGAGAAAUGAUUAUGCCAGGUGAAGAUGCAACAAUGACAUUAUAUACAAGCAAACGAAUGGUUGUUGAAAAAGGUGCUCGAUUUACAUUACGUGAUGCGGAUAAUAAAACAGUUGGAACAGGUGUAGUAACUAAUUUACAUCCAGAUCCAGCACCAGAAGAAUUGAAAAAAUUCUGGAAACGUGCAGCAUAA